Equus caballus (horse) is the source of this 6350-nucleotide messenger RNA. It is a transcript of the gene FRMPD1, whose product is annotated as FERM and PDZ domain containing 1. The record is from RefSeq and is a predicted model, not a curated record. Gene Ontology annotation, molecular function: protein binding. Lineage: Eukaryota; Metazoa; Chordata; Mammalia; Perissodactyla; Equidae. Gene Ontology annotation, cellular component: cytoskeleton; cell cortex; plasma membrane.
GCGGCCCCGCAGCUGCAGCCUCAGCACCUGCCGCGGCCAGACGGCGCGGGCGCGGCCGGCCCUGCGCGCCCCUCGGCUGCAGCGCGGCGCGGGAGGCGGAGCCCAGCCGAGCCCGAGCCGCGCCGCUGCCCUAGCCUCGCCCGCGUCCGUGCCCGCCGCUGGGCGGGGCCGCCCUGGCCGAGAGCUUGAGCCCGGGCCGCGUCCGCGCGGGCGGCGCCUCCUCUGCAGGUAAAUGGAAGAGCUGGAGACCAGUUUAUUUCAGACACGGAAAGCACACAGAAUAGAGCAAAUGGUGGCAAGAUGGCUUCGGCGCUCCCGGGACAGCUCGGCCCGGGCUAAAGUUGCUGCUGCUGAUGGGCCCCCCGGGAUCCCAGCCCAGACCCUCACCACUGUGAAACACACAGUAAAAAUAGAAAAAGAUGCUGUCCUCCAGGACUAUGGAUUUCACAUUUCCGAGAGCCUUCCCCUCACAGUGGUGGCCGUCACAGCAGGGGGCUCCGCUCAUGGCAAACUUUUCCCCGGUGAUCAGAUCCUCCAGAUAAACGACAAGUUUGCCGAAGACCUUUCCUAUGAACGAGCAGCCGAUAUUCUGAGGGAAGCUGGAGAUUCUCUUUCAAUCACAGUUGUUCGCUGCACGUCGGGAGUCCCCAAGUCAUCCUUCCUGACUGAGGAGAAGAGAGCCAGGCUCAAGACCAACCCUGUGAAGGUGCACUUUGCUGAGGAAGUGCUCGUCAGUGGACACAGCCAGGGUAAUUCUCUUCUGUGUAUGCCCAACGUGCUCAAGCUGUACUUGGAGAAUGGACAGACCAAAGCUUUCAAGUUCGAGGCAAACACAACGGUGAAGGACAUCAUCGUCACAGUGAAGGAGAAGCUGUCGAUCCGAAGCACGGAGUACUUCGCGCUGGCCCUGGAGGAGCAGUACAACAUCUCCCGGCUGCACCUGCUGCACGAGGAGGAGCUCAUCCAGCAGGUGGUGGAAAGGGAGGAGACGCAUGACUACCGCUGCCUCUUCAGGAUGUGUUUUGUUCCCAAGGACCCCCUGGACCUCCUGAAAGAAGACCCCGUGGCCUUUGAGUACCUCUAUCUGCAGAGCUGCAGCGACGUGCUCCAGGAGCGCUUUGCUGUGGAAAUGAAAUGUAGCUCUGCUCUCCGACUUGCGGCUCUGCACAUCCAGGAGCGCAUCUACGCCUGCGCCCAGCCACAGAAGAUCUCUUUGAAGUACAUAGAGAAAGACUGGGGAAUAGAGAACUUUAUAUCUCCAACUUUACUCCGAAACAUGAAAGGCAAAGACAUCAAGAAAGCCAUUAGCUUCCACAUGAAGAGGAACCAGAAUCUGCUGGAACCCCGACAGAAGCAACUUAUUUCUGCUGCCCAGCUACGCUUAAAUUAUCUACAGAUCCUUGGGGAACUCAAGACGUAUGGUGGGAAAAUCUUUAAUGCUACUUUAAUGUUACAGGAUAGAGAAUCCUACAUUGCCCUUCUGGUUGGAGCCAAGUAUGGGAUUAGCCAAAUUAUCAACAGCAAACUCAACAUCAUGUCGACAUUGGCAGAGUUUGCAAACAUCAGCCGCGUAGAGCUGACGGAAGAGUCUGAGAAAGUGAGCAUGGUCAAAGUGUAUCUUCAGGACGUCAAGGUUCUGACUUUGCUGCUGGAAUCCAACAGUGCAAAAGACCUCGCCUGCCUGAUUGCCGGCUACUACAGGCUGUUUGUCGACCCAGUUACCUCCAUUUUCCUCUGGCCAGGGAACAAACAUCAGGGGCACCGGGUGUCUGCUGAAGAAGGCUACGAAUCCAGGGCGUGCAGCGACUCCGAGGAGUCCUCGGAAGUGGACUGCAUGCCGGAGCCUCGCUCUGACGGACGCCUACCGAAGCCGGGCCCCUGCAGACCACUCGUACAAGAGCAGCAGCCUCCUGGGGACAGCCCCGCGCCUGAGGUGGCCAGGAGAGGCCCGAGCACCUGCGGGGCCAGCAGCACGACAGACAGUGCCGAGUCUGAGGCGUCCGACUCGGCCAACACUGAGAGCCGAGGCUGCAGGACCAGCGGCUCGAGCGAGUCCGUGGACGCCCUGGAAGAGGACGACUUGGACGCCUGCUCCUCCAGCAGGUCAGGCUUCUUCCCCUUUAGCUCGCCAGGCUUCCUAGAGAGUCUGGAUUCCGACAGCCAAGAGGAGAGAAACAGGAUUGAAACGAGUGGCUUCCUGUGUCUCCUGGACCUGGCCCAGAGAGCCAACGCUCAGGGCCAGAAGACAGAGUUUCCUGAGAGCCCCGCUCCCGAGACGUUCAGCUGGGGACCAGAACUGAGUGCGGUCCCACUGGACCCCAGGCUCUAUGAGGGCAGCCAGACCGCCUACUACAGCCUGUGCUCCAGCGUCUCCCCGGCCAGCCACCUGAGCGACAGCUCGGAGAACACAGCUUCCCGGCAGGGUGGGGGCCCGCCAGCCUGGGGGCAGCAGGGCUGGACGGAGCCCCAGCCCAGCUCCACGCUGGAAGCUCUGGCCCCACAUCUGCCGCUGGCCUUUGAGGAUGGCAGCUCGGAUGAGGAAUACUAUGAUGCUGCCGACAAGCUCACACCCCCAGACGCCCUCUCAGGGCCCAGAGCUGUUUCUGCUGCAGACCCCAGUGCCACAAGCCUGCAGAAUACGGCUAGGACCUGCAGCCUUGAGGACAGCCUGAAUCCUGGGCUGGAUGGAAGACAGCCAAGCAGAAGGGGAGGGGUGAAGAAGUAUGCCAAGACCCUGAGAAAAAGGAGGUCAUUCCUGCAGACUGACUACACCUGUCAGGUCUCAUUUCCCCUGGUGCCAUCAGCCUCCCUGGAGAGCGUGGACCACGUGUGCUACUAUGACAGGGAGCCCUACCUGGCCCUUGGUGCACCCUCCCUGACUGUGUCCUCACUGCAGGAUGUGCAGGCUGAGCCCGGCCUCCUAGAGACCAAGGCCCUGGGGCUGCUGGCUUCCCUGGGCGAGACCAAGAACAAAAACCCAGCCUCCCGGGUCAUGGAGAUGGAGCCCGAGACCAUGGAAACCAAGUCGGUUAUCGACUCUCGAGUGUCUUCUAUUUCUGCUGUUCGCCUCCGGAUUGACCCCAACCAUAGAGAGAAUUCUGCUGCUGUUGCCGGUUCCCCAGCAAGCACCCCUCGCUGUUCCAACCCAGGUUUAUCUGGCCCAGAUACUGCUCAGGCAGGGCCUUCCCAAACCUUACCUCCAUUUCAAGACUCAGAGGGUAGUGCACGCGAGGAACUUGCCAUAGAGCUUGGGGACAGCACCUCUUCCCUCUGUAGUGCUGACCUGAACCCAGACAGAGUCUGCCUGACCGUCAGCCCAGGGCCACAUAGUGUCUCUCCAGGAGACACACUAGAGCUGGGAGGAGUCCAGCUGGAAAUGGGAUUGGGAUCUUUGUUUACAAAUCAUAUGCAAGAACCUGCCCCCAAAUCCACAGAGCCUUUGUUGUCUCCUCAAGACAGGCCUAGAAGUGGUGAAUGUGGAACAAAUUCAGGAGAGAUGAUGGCUUCUUUCCCUACAAAGGAGGAGCAACGAGGACAACUAUCUUUGGAAGAUGAUGGAGAAGUUAGAAACGAAAAUGGCACCAACUUAUUUCAUGAUGAAUCUGGGAAGGAUUCAGGUGAUGCUGAGGGUGAUGCAUUCAAUGCUAUUCCACAGACUGUUGGUGUCAGCGAUCCAGCUAGUGGAGCAAUAGCCUCCUUCUCCAUGGAGACUCCUGUAACAGGCACUGAGCAGACUCCAGCACAUUCCCCCAUGGACCGCCAAGCACAAAGCAGAGAACCCCUAGGCCAAGCCUGCCAGACCCAAGAACAACGACUACUACUAGCAGAGCUGGAUUUGGACCCUGAUUUCUUGCUUAGGAACCAGAUCAUUCCAUUAGCCUGUCCUCUGGAAGGGGUCAAGGCAGAGCCACUUAACCAUGUGACAGGGGAAGAUGCAGCCCAUAGGGACACUUCUCAGCAGGUGUCUUUUAAUCCAGGGCCUUUGCUGCCAAAGCCACCACCGUGUCCCCAAGAGGAGCCCCACUUAGAAAGUUCAAACCAUGGUUCGCUGUCAGAAAGCAAAGACAAAAGCCCUAGCAUCUGCUUUCCUGCUGAGAACGCUUUCCUGUGCUUGGCCCCAGAAAGCCAUCCAAAAAUUUCUGCCAAUCUCAGGACGGCCACAUCUCUGGGUUUUGCGGGUGUGAAUGAGACAGCAGCCCCCAGGUUUGGGAUGGAGCAGUGCAGCUGCCAGUUCUCCUAUGCCACGUGCUUCCGGGGCCUGCAGCCGGAGACACAGGAAGAUGACAGGGACUUGGAAGCACACCUCACAGCCCCGCUCACCUCGCCACCCUCUGCAGGCAGCCGGCUGGCGCAGCCCUGGAGGCGUACCCGGGCCCACAGCUGCAGUGCUGAGCCCCUGUCGAGGAACAACCACACCUGGCCAGAGUACUGCUCCAAGGCUCUGAGGCAGCUGAAAGCUGCCCCAACCAGCACCCCCGAGGGCUUCAUCCAGCUCACAGAGAGCUUGCUGGAAUUACAGGACAUUCUAGAUGCUGCUUGGGGGAAUGCGAACAAACACCCGCCAGAGAAGUGCACCUGGCACUUUUCUGAAAGCCGGAGCCGGCUCUGCAUGGGCUCCCAGAAACUCCUGUCGAGCUGUCAGCAUGUGAUCAGAAUGGACCAGUCCGCUGAAGAGAUGCAGGGUGCUGUGCGUGACACCUUCCAGCACCUGGUCCAGCUGGCUGGCCUGUGCUUCCAGUUCACAGACUGCAGCCGCUGCUCCGCCCGGCACAGGGAAGCGGCAGGGAACCUGAGGGACGUGGUGGACACCUACCACCAGUUUGUGGAGGCCGCUAAGCUGACCUGCGAGAGAGGCUAUCAAGACCUCAGUGUGAAACUCUUGGCCCGUCAGUGCACUGCCCUCACGGCCGCCGUGUUCUGUUUGACCCAGAAAUUCCGGGCAUCCACUGCCCUGUGAGCAGGCCGGCUGCCCCGGCCCCCUGCCCUGCCCUGCCCUGGACACUUCCCUGAGAAGUCCCUUCCAUUCCUCCACCCACCCCUCUCAAAUGUUUACUAUUUAGAAUAUUCAAAUAAACUGCUGCUUAAUCUUGGCCUGAAUCAUACAGAGUGAUGAUAAGUUUGGGUCAGAACAUUCAGUUAGAUUCAUUCAACAAACAUUCACUGGAUACCUCCUUUAUACCAGGCCAUGUACUAGACGCUUAGGCUAUAAGGAUGAAUGAGACAAGUCCCAGCCCCUGUCAGGAUGCUUGCAGACCCUCUGGGGGUACAGAUAAGUGGAUCACCAUCAGGAAAGUGUGUAUCCUGAACGGAGCAUGCCCUGGGGAUGUGGAAGCAAGAAGUCACAAACCGUCCCAAGAAGACAGGGAUGAGGGAGGAAGGGGUGGCGAGGGUCACGAGAAACACAAUCUUAACUUCUUGUAUCACACUGAUUUGGCGAUCACCUUCGUAAUAGGAGUGAAUGCAUGUGAUAUUUGAUAGAUUCCACCUGGGAGGGUUUUGGUUUGCAGCCCUGCACCAGGAGGCCUGGUAGCUUUGUCGGCCUCGCUGCGACAAGCACAGGUUGCCACUAGGUGGCAGUAACUUCAUCAGUUGCAUGGCCCCAUUCAUCCAGGUGUGCUCGGUGCUGUAUCUGAACCUGACAGCGCUUCUGAAUCUUGCACCCUAUUUCUCUUUUAAAUAUCUAAAAAGGCAAACAUUAAGGCCCUGAAUUAGAUUUGCCUUUUUAAGAGUCAUGUUAGAGCAAAAGAAAUGUAUUCAGUACCUUUCUCACUAAUCCUAGUUGAGCCAGUUAAUCCCAGUUAAUCUUGGUGGGACCCUGGACAAGCAACUUAACUUCUCAGUGCUUUGGUUUUCUCUUCUGUAAAUUGGGGGAACUAACAGUGCCUGAAGUGUAGGGUAGAACUCUAGCAAAUACUCAGUUACUGUUGAUAAUAACCCCAGCCUUUAUGGCUGCCUCUCCUGGUCAGAAACCCUCGCCUGCAUUUGUUUGCAGACAGGAAAGCUGACUUCAGCAUAGCCCUGGGAUACCUUUCUCCCCUGGCUUCUCUGUCCAGGCCACAGGUGGUCUAGACACUCACCUUGGGCUCCUAGAGUUCACUCGAGGGGUCCCUUCUCUGGGGCUCCUGAUCAGCUGUGAGCUCAGGCUGCCCGCCGUUCGGUUCCUCCAGGGCUCUCUCAUUCCUCUGCUUCUGCCAGCACAAGCAGGAGUGGAGACGAAGGUAUGCAGUCACAAACCCGAGCUCUCUCCAGUCAGAAGGAAAGCAAUCCUUUGGGAGGAGAGAAAAGAUAUUCUUCCCAUCCCCUGUUACCAGUUACUUGUUAACUAGUAACCAGUUACCCAGUACUUGUGC